AUGUCUCCAUUGCCUGAGCUGCCCGGCAAGCCAGUCCCCCCCAAAUCUGGUCAAGAACAAUGGCUUCGGCGUACGGUGGCUCGUCUCUGCCAGCUCGAGAACGAACGUUUUCCUGGUAGUCAGCCUAUCAGCUUUGGCACGCGAGAUCUGGAGAAACUGGACUCGAAGGACUAUUGGGUAUGCGAGAAGUCGGAUGGCAUUCGCGUGCUCCUUUUCGUCCAGACGGAUCACCAGGAGCAGACGGUCUAUAUCAUUGACCGCCACAAUAGCUAUCGACAGGUAAUUGGCCUUUAUUUCCCUCAUCAUGAAAAUCCCAGGAUGCCGCUGCGCAAUACUAUUGUCGAUGGUGAGCUUGUCGUUGAUGUCGAUCCUCGUACUCGCCAGGAAACACUGCGCUACCUCGCGUUCGACUGUCUGGUGAUUGACGACCAAAAUGUCAUGUCAAGAUCUCUGGACAAGCGCUAUGGGAGGCUGCAAGCAUGGUUCUAUGCUCCUUAUGCUAAGAUGAUGAAAGAAUUCCCCCAGAUGGCGCAAGAACAACCAUUUGACAUCAAGAUCAAAGAUGUCAAGUUGUCCUACCACGUUGAUGACGUCUUCAACAUCGAUUUGCCUGCGCUGCAACAUGGCACAGACGGCUUGAUAUAUACGUGCGCUGAAACGCCUUAUAUUCCUGGCACAGAUCAGAACAUAUUGAAGUGGAAACCUCCAUCGGAGAAUUCUAUAGACUUCAAGCUGGUGCUGCGCUUCCCGCCCAAGUCCAAUAAGUCCUCCGAGCCCGAUUUGUUUGCGAAACCUGUCUUCGAGUUGCAUGUCUACUGUGGCGAUGACCGGGGUCAGCAGCGGUAUGAAUUUUACGAUGUCAUGCAUGUCGAGGAUGAUGAAUGGGAAAGCAUGAAAGCCUCUGGAGAGCAACUCGACGAUCGUAUCGUGGAGGUGCAUUGGGAUCCCAAGCAUGAGUACUGGCGGAUGAUGCGUUUCAGGGACGAUAAGCCCGCAGGCAACUUCAAGGCUGUCGUAGAAAAGAUCACCGAAAGUAUUUCAGACGGUGUCGAGAAAGAGACGCUGUUCGCCCGAUCUGCCUCCAUACGCAAUGCAUGGAAAGCCCGGCACGGUUCUGCGGCUGCCCCGCCACAACAAGUACCCCGCCCGCAGCCGCGUCCUCCUCAGGCCCAGCCCUUACCGCCGCGGCUCCACGUCAUACCAGCCAAGCUCCAGGCCGCACCGCCUUUCCUGCAAGGCGUGCCGGAUGUAGCACCUCGCUAUGGACCCCUUGCCACCUCGCGCUGGAGCAAAGUGACCGGUCCUGAGAUGGUUUCUGGCAUGUACAGAUGAACAGAUGAAGAUGAACGAGCUGAGGUCUCGUCGGUUGGGGCAUGCGGCAUUGCGACCGGCGCUUUGGAGCUCGCAGCGUCUCGUGCGAGCAUCAAAAGACGAAUAGGGGCGACCUCGCUCCAGGUCUAGGACAGUGCUCGGGAGUGAAGAUGACGAUUGGGGCUAGCGGUGCACGACGCAGCAUUCAUAUCCUAAUCUGCAACACAGUGCGCUCGGCCUCGCAUUAUCACCGUCCGGGCCAUAACGCCGACCCCCGCUGCAGUCUUGGGUGCAUAGAAGGACGCGCGCUCCCCGCGGCUUCCCAUUCACACACCGGAUCGAUGUGGGCACAAGAAGUUGGCAGUCAUUGGUUUCGAGGCGGCGUCUUGCCCGGUCAUGGCGAAACGGAACUCCUGGAUGACCAUUCAGCGAACUGCUCAUCUUUC
Messenger RNA from Laetiporus sulphureus 93-53, 1757 nucleotides. Its product is annotated as mRNA capping enzyme. Lineage: Eukaryota; Fungi; Basidiomycota; Agaricomycetes; Polyporales; Laetiporaceae. Gene Ontology annotation, cellular component: mRNA capping enzyme complex. Gene Ontology annotation, molecular function: ATP binding; mRNA guanylyltransferase activity. The transcript is spliced from 10 exons. The record is from RefSeq and is a predicted model, not a curated record. The coding region runs from base 1 to 1332 and encodes 443 amino acids. Gene Ontology annotation, biological process: 7-methylguanosine mRNA capping.